AUGUACCGCAUCGUACUGCUCAACCAGACCCAGUACGUCAAUCGUCAGUUGGGAGCGGGGCUCCCAAGGACCCCAGCAUGGGGGAUAGCCGCGACACCGGAUGAGCGCUGGCCACCGCGAGAGUCCCCUAAUGGAGGUGGAGGAGGAGGGAAAACGCUCUCCAAACUAUCUUGUGGGGAAGCGUGUAUCCCCGAGAGCUUCUUUGAUCGCGUAACGCAAGGGUUACGCGGCGAUCUCGAACAUGAGCGGGACAGGCGUCUUCUACUGGCGGACACUGUCUUGAAGCAUCGAGCUGAGUUUGCCUUUGCUCAUCUUGAGAACAAGAGAGCUCUGACGUCUCUUCGUGACGAGCUAAGGGUAGCUCGUGGGAUCGUUGAUCGGUCUCGGGAUGAGAUAAUUGCUCUCCAGACCCUUGUCGAUGCCCACCAUCGGGAGCACAAGGCUCUCUGCGAGAUGCUUGAGCGCAAGGGCGUUCUUCAUCGGAAGAAGCAGCGUACUGAUGGUGCGGCUUAA
This is a messenger RNA of Peronospora matthiolae, 513 nucleotides long. The record is from the annotation of a GenBank genome assembly. NCBI's taxonomy places the organism in Eukaryota, Oomycota, Peronosporomycetes, Peronosporales, Peronosporaceae.